AAAAGAAGAAGAAGAAGAAGAAGACAAACAGUUUAUUUGCAUUCUCUCUCUCUCUCUCUAUCUCUAUCUCUGUCCGGAGCUGUGAUGCGCGCUUCUUGAAUCUGCGGUCGGCGAACGGCGAUGGAGCUCCGGGGAGUCUGGUGGCGGGCGAUCUCCGUCGCCGCCGUGAUCUGGCUGGCGGCGUGCGGCCCCCGCCCCGCGGCGGCCGGCGACAUCGCCCAAGACGACGAGAACGCUCCCAAGAAGCCCGGCUGCAACAACCAAUUCGUCCUGGUUAAAGUCCAAACCUGGGUUAAUGGAUUGGAGAGCAGAGAAUUUGUUGGUGUUAGUGCUAGAUUCGGUGUACCAAUUGUGUCAAAGGAGAAAAAUGCAGACCAAUCGCCCCUUACUCUAUCAGAUCCUCGCGAUUGUUGCCGCCCGCCAAAUAAGCUCACUGGUGAUGUCAUCAUGGUGGAUCGAGGCAACUGCACAUUUACUACAAAAGCAAAUAAUGCAGAACUUGCUGAUGCAUCAGCCAUCCUAAUUGUAAACAACCAAAAAGAACUAUACAAGAUGGUUUGUGAUCCCGAAGAAACUGAUCUGGAUAUAAAAAUACCGGCGGUCAUGCUCCCGCAGGAUGCUGGUUCAAGCCUCGUGAAAAUGCUGAUGAAUGGUUCAUCAGUGUCUGUGCAGCUAUAUUCUCCUACACGUCCUUUAGUUGACAUCGCUGAAGUAUUUCUAUGGCUAAUGGCUGUUGGUACCAUCCUCUGUGCCUCAUACUGGUCUGCAUGGAGUGCUAGAGAAGCAGCUCUCGAGCAGGACAAGCUAACAAAGGAUGCUGUGGAUGAACUUACAGACGACAAGCAUGUAAAGGCAACUGGUGUUGUAGAAAUCAGCACAACUUCAGCCGUCCUCUUUGUCAUCAUUGCUUCGGGCUUCUUGAUCGUUCUUUACAAACUUAUGUCUACCUGGUUCAUAGAACUGUUGGUGGUUCUUUUCUGCAUAGGUGGUGUAGAGGGCUUACAAACUUGCUUGGUUGCUUUAUUGUCAAGAUGGUUCAGAAAUUUCGGGGAUUCAUACACCAAAGUACCGUUCUUUGGAGCUGUGUCGUACCUGACCUUGGCUGUUUCUCCAUUCUGCAUAGCAUUUGCUGUUGUUUGGGCUGUUUAUCGAAAUACUAACUUCGCCUGGAUUGGUCAAGAUAUACUUGGGAUUGCUCUGAUAAUCACCGUUCUUCAAAUUGUUCGAAUUCCAAAUCUCAAGGUGGGAACAGUUCUUCUAAGCUGUGCUUUCUUGUAUGACAUUUUCUGGGUGUUCGUUUCAAAGAAGCUGUUCAAAGAAAGUGUGAUGAUUGUGGUUGCUCGAGGUGAUAGAAGUGGAGAGGAUGGAAUUCCAAUGCUGUUAAAGAUCCCCAGAAUGUUCGAUCCAUGGGGUGGUUAUAGCAUUAUAGGAUUUGGGGACAUUCUUUUGCCAGGACUGGUGGUAGCAUUUUCGCUCAGAUAUGAUUGGCUGGCAAAUAAGAAUCUUCGAGCUGGAUACUUCUUGUGGGCAAUGCUUGCUUAUGGAUUAGGUCUUCUUGUAACUUAUGUGGCAUUGAAUUUGAUGGAUGGGCAUGGGCAACCUGCCUUGCUUUACAUUGUUCCAUUUACGCUCGGAACCUUUUUAGCAUUGGGAAGGAGGCGAGGCGAUCUAAAGGUACUAUGGACCAGAGGAGAACCAGAGAGACCCUGUCCACACGUGCGACUACAUUCUAGCGAGGAAGUGGAUCAAGAUUAUUGAGAUUGGAGCUUGUAAUUGCACAUCAGGUGAAGUUAAUAAUCUUAACUGAGGAUUAUGUGGUAGAAAAAUGCUUCUCAGAUGCUUACCGUGAGAUGACAAAGUUGUAUGCAAGAACAAGAUUGCUACCAUCGGCUUGAAACAAAGUGAAAGUCAGUUGACAAAAACGUUGUCUAUGUAUCAUUGGCAGAUCUUUCUCCUGUAUCCUGUACCUGCUUCCACUUUAAGACUUAGAGCCAUCUUAGACUGUAUUAGAUGUGCGAAUGACUACUAACUAAUGUAUGGAGACACAACAUGUUGUAUAUGCAGUAUUUUUAUCACUGUCUA
Messenger RNA from Eucalyptus grandis, 2082 nucleotides. Its product is annotated as signal peptide peptidase-like 2. Gene Ontology annotation, biological process: membrane protein proteolysis. NCBI's taxonomy places the organism in Eukaryota, Viridiplantae, Streptophyta, Magnoliopsida, Myrtales, Myrtaceae. The record is from RefSeq and is a predicted model, not a curated record. The transcript is spliced from 14 exons. The coding region runs from base 121 to 1758 and encodes 545 amino acids. Gene Ontology annotation, cellular component: Golgi-associated vesicle membrane; lysosomal membrane; lumenal side of endoplasmic reticulum membrane. Gene Ontology annotation, molecular function: aspartic endopeptidase activity, intramembrane cleaving.